This is a messenger RNA of Bombina bombina (fire-bellied toad), 1296 nucleotides long. RefSeq names its product ring finger protein 166 (gene RNF166). Gene Ontology annotation, molecular function: ubiquitin protein ligase activity. Gene Ontology annotation, biological process: protein polyubiquitination; ubiquitin-dependent protein catabolic process. Lineage: Eukaryota; Metazoa; Chordata; Amphibia; Anura; Bombinatoridae. The record is from RefSeq and is a predicted model, not a curated record. Bases 206 to 931 code for a protein of 241 amino acids. The transcript is spliced from 6 exons.
UCCAUUGGAUCAUGAAGAGUACAAUGGGUUUCCACCCUUUUCUCUUAUCUUGUAUUCGUUUCUUAGUAAAUCAGUAAGGCAUAGUAAUCUCCAUGGUGAUCAGCGAUCUGGUGUUAGUCGCUCUGGUGGUGACGUAGAUGCACAGUGGUGAUGACGUGUUGUGUUUAUGUCCUGCAGCCGCUGAGGUGACGGUGUUGUCGCGGUCAUGGCUAUGUUCCGAAGCCUUGUGUCCUCAUCUCAGCACCGGCAGCACCACCAUCACCAGGCACAAACAGCGCCCUCAGCUACGGACAGCCUGGAAACUCAGUACGGUUGCCCCAUAUGCCUGGAAGUUUAUUAUAAGCCCGUGGCUAUUGGGAGCUGUGGACACACGUUUUGUGGAGAGUGCUUGCAGCCCUGCCUCCAAGUAACAUCCCCACUGUGUCCUCUUUGUCGUAUGCCAUUUGACCCUAAGAAAGUGGACAAAGCCUCCAAUGUAGAUAAACAGCUGUCUUCAUAUAAGGCUCCCUGUAGAGGUUGUAGUAAGAAGAUAACACUUGCAAAGAUGAGAUCUCACAUUUCCUCAUGUGCCAAGGUUCAAGAACAGAUGGCAAAUUGUCCAAAGUUUGUUCCCGUUGUUCCAACAUCUCAACCUAUUCCCAGCAAUAUCCCAAACCGUUCCACCUUUAUUUGCCCAUAUUGUGGUGCCCGCAACUUGGACCAGCAGGAACUAGUGAAACACUGCAUGGAGAAUCAUAGAAGUGAUCUUAACAAAGUGGUGUGUCCUAUUUGUUCAGCAAUGCCAUGGGGGGACCCCAGCUACAAGAGUGCCAAUUUUCUGCAGCAUUUGCUUCAUCGGCAUAAAUUCUCCUAUGACACAUUUGUGGACUACAGCAUUGAUGAAGAAGCGGCACUACAAGCAGCUCUUGCACUAUCGCUGUCUGAAAACUGAAGAUCCCACUGUAACUGCACCAAAUCCCCCUUCUUGGUGCUGCUACCCACGACCGAGGCUUGUACAUUCCUUCCAGAUUUAGCAGAUCACAUUUCCUUUUCCCCAUGUCUUUUUUUUAUUGUUUUAAACCAGAUGAAUCUUUUUUUUUUAAUUAAAAGGAGCUGUUAGAAUUGGAUGGGGGAUCAUUAAUUACCAAAGGGUAGUUUUUAUGUUGGGGUAUGUGUGAGUGUUCAUAUGAGCGUAAGCUGUCACAUCUUCAAAAAUGUGAAGAGGAAGUUACAAGAGACACAAACUUUUUGCACAUAGCAGAAGAAAAUGAAAGUCUUAUGUUGUAGAAAAAAAAACUUUAAAAACGUACAAUAAUU